Molecule: messenger RNA, 6473 nt
Organism: Ictidomys tridecemlineatus (thirteen-lined ground squirrel)
Lineage: Eukaryota; Metazoa; Chordata; Mammalia; Rodentia; Sciuridae
Source: RefSeq, a predicted model, not a curated record
UGACCUCAAACUUCGAUGGAUUCCACUUGCCUCAUCUCCCUGAUAGCUGAGAUUACAGACAUAUGUAGAGUGUGUCGGUCAGAAGGGACACCUGAAAAACCUCUUUAUCAUCCUUGUGUAUGUACUGGCAGUAUUAAGUUUAUCCAUCAAGAAUGCUUAGUUCAGUGGCUGAAACACAGUCGAAAAGAAUACUGUGAAUUAUGCAAACACAGAUUUGCUUUUACACCAAUUUAUUCUCCAGAUAUGCCUUCACGGCUUCCAAUCCAAGACAUAUUUGCUGGACUGGUUACAAGUAUUGGCACUGCAAUACGAUAUUGGUUUCAUUAUACACUUGUGGCCUUUGCAUGGUUGGGAGUUGUUCCUCUUACAGCAUGCCGCAUCUACAAGUGCUUGUUUACUGGCUCCGUGAGCUCACUACUGACACUGCCGCUAGACAUGCUCUCAACGGAAAAUUUGUUGGCGGAUUGUUUGCAGGGUUGUUUUGUGGUGACGUGCACAUUGUGUGCGUUCAUCAGCCUGGUGUGGUUGCGAGAGCAGAUAGUCCACGGGGGAGCCCCGAUUUGGUUGGAACAUGCUGCUCCGCCCUUCAAUGCUGCUGGACACCACCAAAAUGAGGCUCCAGCAGGAGGAAAUGGUGCAGAAAAUGUUGCUCCUGAGCAACCUGCUAACCCACCAGCUGAGAAUGCAGUGGUGGGAGAAAAUCCCGAUGCACAGGAUGAUCAGGCGGAAGAGGAAGAGGAAGACAACGAGGAGGAAGAUGAUGCAGGCGUGGAAGAUGCAGCGGAUGCUAAUAAUGGAGCCCAGGAUGACAUGAACUGGAAUGCUUUAGAAUGGGACCGAGCUGCAGAAGAACUCACAUGGGAAAGAAUGCUAGGACUUGAUGGAUCACUAGUUUUUCUGGAACACGUCUUCUGGGUUGUGUCUUUAAAUACACUGUUCAUUCUUGUUUUUGCAUUUUGCCCUUACCACAUUGGUCAUUUCUCCCUUGUUGGUUUGGGAUUUGAAGAACAUGUCCAAGCAUCUCAUUUUGAAGGCCUAAUCACAACCAUAGUUGGGUAUAUACUUUUAGCAAUAACACUGAUAAUUUGUCAUGGCUUGGCAACUCUUGUUAAAUUUCAUAGGUCUCGUCGCUUACUAGGAGUCUGCUAUAUUGUUGUCAAGGUCUCUUUGUUAGUGGUGGUAGAAAUUGGAGUGUUCCCUCUCAUUUGUGGCUGGUGGCUGGAUAUCUGUUCCCUGGAAAUGUUUGAUGCUACUCUGAAAGAUCGAGAACUGAGUUUUCAAUCGGCUCCAGGUACUACCAUGUUUCUACAUUGGCUAGUAGGAAUGGUGUAUGUGUUCUACUUUGCCUCCUUCAUUCUGUUACUGAGAGAGGUACUUCGACCUGGUGUCUUAUGGUUUCUAAGAAAUUUGAAUGAUCCAGAUUUUAAUCCAGUACAGGAAAUGAUCCACUUGCCCAUUUAUAGGCAUCUCCGAAGAUUUAUUUUGUCAGUGAUUGUCUUUGGCUCCAUUGUCCUCCUGAUGCUUUGGCUUCCUAUACGUAUAAUUAAGAGUCUACUGCCUAAUUUUCUUCCCUACAAUGUCAUGCUGUACAGUGAUGCUCCAGUAAGCGAACUGUCCCUUGAGCUACUUCUGCUUCAGGUUGUCUUGCCAGCAUUACUCGAACAAGGACAUACGAGACAGUGGCUGAAGGGGCUUGUGCGAGCAUGGACUGUCACUGCGGGAUACUUGCUGGAUCUUCAUUCCUAUCUGUUGGGAGACCAGGAAGAAAGUGAGAAUAGUGCAAAUCAACAAGUCAACAAUAACCAGCAUGCUCGAAAUAACAACGCUAUUCCUGUGGUGGGAGAAGGUCUGCAUGCAGCCCACCAAGCCAUACUCCAGCAGGGAGGUCCUGUCGGCUUUCAGCCUUACCGCCGGCCUUUAAAUUUUCCACUCAGGAUAUUUCUUUUGAUUGUCUUCAUGUGUAUCACAUUACUGAUUGCCAGCCUCAUCUGCCUUACUCUACCAGCCUUUUUAUUUUCAGUAUUUGCUGGCCGUUGGUUAAUGUCCUUUUGGACUGGAACUGCCAAAAUCCAUGAGCUCUACACAGCUGCUUGUGGUCUGUAUGUUUGCUGGCUAACCAUAAGGGCGGUGACUGUGUUGGUGGCAUGGAUGCCUCAGGGACGAAGAGUGAUCUUCCAAAAAGUUAAAGAAUGGUCCCUUAUGAUAAUGAAGACCUUGAUAGUUGCUGUGCUGCUGGCUGGGGUUGUCCCACUCCUUCUGGGGCUCCUGUUUGAGCUGGUUAUUGUUGCUCCCUUGAGGGUUCCUUUGGAUCAGACUCCUCUUUUUUAUCCAUGGCAGGACUGGGCACUUGGAGUCCUGCAUGCCAAAAUCAUUGCAGCUAUAACGUUGAUGGGUCCUCAGUGGUGGUUGAAAACUGUAAUUGAACAGGUUUAUGCAAAUGGCAUCCGGAACAUUGACCUUCACUACAUCAUUCGUAAAUUGGCAGCUCCAGUGAUCUCUGUGCUCUUGCUUUCCCUGUGUGUACCUUAUGUCAUAGCUUCUGGCGUUGUUCCCUUAUUAGGUGUUACUGCAGAAAUGCAAAACUUAGUCCACCGGCGGAUUUAUCCAUUUUUACUGAUGGUUGUGGUAUUGAUGGGAAUCUUGUCCUUCCAGGUUCGCCAGUUUAAGCGCCUUUAUGAACAUAUAAAAAAUGACAAGUACCUUGUGGGUCAACGCCUGGUGAACUAUGAGAGGAAAUCUGGCAAACAAGGAACAUCUGUGCCACCUCCACAGUCGUCCCAAGAAUAAAGUGGUUGUCUCAACUCCUUGACCUUCCCCUUGCCUUUACGUGUCCUUUUUUGUGGACUUCUCGCUUUGGAGAUUUCACCCCGUGAUCUCUCAGCGUUGUUUUUAAGUUAAAUGUACUUGACUUGUGUCCUCAGCAUCCAGAGAGUAGCGUGUAAGGCUCUGCUGCUCUUCCCUGCAUCUGCCGACAUCACUGCUGUCUGAGAUCUGUAUAUGUGUAAAUAGAAGUUCCUUGAUUUCCCUAAAACCUUGGAUUAAACAGAAUGUGCAUUGUACAUCUUUAAACAAAAUGUAUAUUAAUUUAUUAAAUCUAGUUGUCACUUUAUUUUGGACCUGCUGUGAUCUCGACAGGAAACGUGCCACAGAGCAAUAGUACACAGGCGAGACCUUUCAGUGACGUCUUGUGGAACGCAGUUCUCGGUUUUCCUAGCAAUUCUCACUAAGCAGACUGUACAUCCUGUCUUUCUUGGCUCUUCACACCUUUCCAGGAACCUAAAAGGAAACCAGUAGAAAGCAGUAGUGAAGUGUCUGUGGUAAGAAAACAGCAAUUUUGAGCUUCACUGUCAGUCGUUUUGGGAAGUUAUUUUGUAUAACACCAAAGCUGUUGUACAUUUUCUACUGCCUGAUUUUUUUUCAUGUGUCUGUGUUUGUAAUAUUGUAUAGUAUGUUGUGCUAGGUGAGGAGAUUAUUUUUAAUUUUGAUAAUUUAAUAUUCCUAGUGAUCAGCAUUGGGAGUUGGGUUUUGUGCUUGUUAGGGGCAUGUCUGUACUUAGGGGAAAAAAACCAUACAAAUGAAGAUUUUCAUUAGUUCCUUGUCCCCCCUUCCACACAACUUUUUGACAGCAGUGGCCCAAAGUGUCGUGCAAGAUCAUAAAUCUCUCACAGAAUAACAUCACCAACAAUAUUACAUCUUACUGGACUUAGGACAUUCUGAGAUGCUUUUAAGUGUAGAUGUGGUCAUGGUCUUGGUUUGACAGUGUUAGAGAAAGCUGGUUAGAACACCUAGUCCUUCUGGUGAGUGCAUCAUCGGGUGAGGAGUAGUGAGUACAUUUCUCCUGUGUUUUCAUCAGUAAAUCCCAAAGUUUCCAAAGCUUUUUUGUUUACAGAAUAAAACUGCGAAUAAAACCAACUCUUUUUGUCCAGAAGGAAGCUGGCUUGAGCUGGCCUUUUAACAUAGGAAUGUAUUUCAUUGGAAAUGUGCUGUAACGUCUCAGAGAACUGGAUACUUAACAGACUUGGUUUUCCCUUAUAACCAAAGUUUCAAGUUCAGAGUUUGGAGGAGUAGAAUGGUUGAGCACAUAAUCCAAGUAUUUAAUGGUAUUGGUUUAUUGUAAGGGUAGUGUUUGCAUUUGAGUGACAACUUAGUUCUCAUAGAAAAUGGGCAGCGUAGAUUUUCAGAAAGUAUAAAAAAAUUUCUAUAUAGUAUUAAAACUCAUAUGUUAAAAUCGGAUAUAUUUUUUUUUAACAAUAUGAAAAUCAGCCAAAAAUAAGCAACCAAAAUCAAGAGCAACAAGUUCUGGUGGUUUCAUUUUUCAACAAUUCUUCCUUAAAUUGUAAGGAAAUACUUCAAAAUAUAUUUUAAAACAUCAGUAUCGAGGAAGAAUAUUGCUUGACAUAGGAUUCAGUGUUAACACUAUUUGGCACUUUGAGAUAGCCUUUUCUCUUGUGUUUGAAACAAGUCCUUUGCUAGCUCUACCUUUACUGGAAAUUUAGUCUUACUAUAAAAAGUUGGGAGCAUUUUAAAUGUAAUGCCACCUAUUGUUUUGACUAUAUAAGUUGUUCUCUUGGGGAAGAACAAUAUUGAUUUGGGCAUAUAACUUGAUUAUAUUAAUUUAAGUUUUUUAUAAUUUUUAAGUAAUUUGUAGAUCUUGAUAACUCAUUGGAACACAUUUUAACAGAUCUAGACAGAUAAUCAUAAAUGGCUAAAAGUGGAUCAUCCUUCACAAUUUUAAAUCAGUCUUAUUAGAUGCUUUGUUAAAAAAAAAACACAUCAGAGUAACUAAAAAAGUCACCCUCAUGUCACUGGAAAAUAACUUUAUAUUGUCUUAUUGAGAAAUUCCUCCUAGUUUUGUUGUCAUGGUGCUGGGGACAGAACCCAGAGUCUGGCACAUGCUAGGCAAAUGCUGUGUCACUGAGCUAUAUCACCAGCCCUCCAGGUUCUUCAGUUUUUGUUUUUUUUUUUUGGUCCUGUUCUCUUCCAUAAGAUAAAUCCUAACAUAAGGAAGGUAUUUCUGGCUAAUAUUUGCUUGGGUAGUAUCCAGAUUUUAUUAUUAACCAAUAGUCACAAAUAUUUAAAAACCAUAAUUCAGAAGGUGCCAGUAUUAGUAUUGCUGCCCUUCUUCAUGUAGACUUUAAAAAAAUACUUUUAGUGUAGUUUUGCUUCCUUUUACAUUGGGCUGAAACCGUCUUCAGGGAAGUUUUACUGGGAAAGAAGCCUUUUUGCUUUAUUUUUACUAUUUAUAAAUUGAAGACAAAUCAUCAGCUGGGGUUAGUUUUACAUGACUAGUUAUCAAAAGUCAUGGUACAUAUUGUACAUUUCUUCAUUAUUAGCAAAUUAUGUUUGAGUUUUAGAUUAAAGUACUAAUAGUUGAUAAAAACUGAAGAAAAAUGCCAAUGUGAAAUUUGCAUAUAGCUAGCCUUAAAAAAGCUCCAUGUUUUUAAGUUUUAAUUUUUUUUUUCCUGUUCUCCGGAGAAACAAAGGAGAUGGGACAUCUCAAUUCCACAUGUAAGCAAGUAAUUUUUAUUUCAACAUUUAAUAUAAUUGUUAUAAAUGUGAAAUCUUGCGUUCUUUCUCUCAUACAAGUAAUAGAGAAUAACUUUCCAUCAAAUGAUUUGAUCCUCAGUAUGUCAUCUCUGUAUUGGCAAAAUGCUACUAUUAAAGUGUAAUUCUUGAAUUUAGGUUGAAUUGAUGACUUUUUAAACAAAGAAACACUGGACAUUUCUACACUGUAUUGUGUUUGCAAGCACACACAUAAGACUGUAGUGCCAUCACAUAAGAACACUGGCACUUAUAAAUACUUCACAAGUUAGCUAUUUAUUUUCAUUUUCAGAAUUGAGAAUAUUAAGCUAUUUACUAUGAUGCUUUUUUUACAUUGUAAAAUUCCAUGAUUAUGUUUAAAAUAUUCCUUUAGAAUGUUAAUUUUUCAGUCAUCAAGAAAAGUCAAACCUAAAAUGUCUUACCACUAAAGUAUUAUUAAAAGGCUUAUUCAUGGAGAUUCUCUUUUUUGAUUAAGCUGUUUUGUAUCCACCUAUCUAAUUUGCCCAAUCAGAUAUUUUCUUGUCAGCUUAGUCCUGCUGUGUGUCAUCAAUUUUGUAAACAACUUUCAUGAGUAAGGGCUCCUUUCAAUUAAUCCCCAGUGAUAUUUUUGGCAUUAAUAUAACAAAGAUGAGACAGUACCUACAUGUUUUCAUUCUUGUCUGUUCUGUAUGAGUGCCUCAUUUUGUAGUCAUGAAAGUAAUAUAGUACCUUAUAUAAAUAAAUGUAAUGAAUAAGGCCUAGGAAUGACUGUUGUAGAAGCUAAAUAGAAUACAUAGUUGUUUGGGAUGUCAGUUUUUUAUUAAAGUGAACACCUUAGGUACCCAUACCAAUUUUAUGUGUAUAUAUUUAAAAAAUGCUCCCUUUUCUAUGUGAUCCAUUUGUUGCCUUCUGAGUUGAGAGAACAAAAUUGAAUAAAGUGAAUGUUAGUUGUA